AACUGUGUUUGAGAAUAUGGUCAAACAGCAGCUCCUUCCGAAACCGGUGUUUUCCUUCUACCUCAAUCGUGACCCCUUGGCCGCGGAAGGUGGAGAAUUGAUUCUAGGAGGCUCUGACCCAAAAUACUACAAAGGCUCUCUUACCUACGUCCCUGUGACCCAAAAGGGUUAUUGGCAGUUCAAGAUGGACAAAGUGAAUGUGGGUGAAGGUGAAACAUACUGCCCCGAUGGAUACGAGGCUAUUGCCGACACUGGCACAUCUCUCAUCACUGGUCCCAGCAGUGAAAUAACUGCCCUCAGUGGGAAACUUGGAGGACGCCUAAUCAGUGGUGGAGAAUAUGAGAUUACGUGCUCUUUGAUCUCUCAUCUCCCUCCCAUCAAUUUCAUAUUUAAUGGAAGGAACUUCACGUUGGAGGGCAAAGACUACGUGCUUCAAGUGCCCUAUAGUGGCAGUACCAUCUGUCUCUUGGGUUUCUCUGGGUUCGAUAUUCCACCACCGGCUGGUCCACUCUGGAUUCUUGGUGACGUUUUCAUUGGAAAGUUCUACACAGAAUUCGACAUGGGAAAUGAUCGCAUCGUGGCCGUGCUGGGCUUGCCAUCGGAAUCCGUGAAUGUCGCCUCCCAAGGACCGAGAAGGGUGAAGCUACAACGUGUUCAGAGCGUGAGGAAUUAUCAUCGAGAGGCUGGCACACUCGGGGUACUUCAGCGUCUGGAAGAGAGUACCUCGGGAACCACCUCAACACGACUCUCCAAUUACCUCGAUGCGGAGUAUUAUGGGCCCAUCGGGAUCGGCACUCCACCGCAGGAAUUCAACGUUGUGUUCGACACCGGAUCGUCAAAUCUAUGGGUGCCUUCCACGAAGUGCUCCCACAAUGACACUGCAUGCCAGCUUCAUCGUAGAUAUGAUAGCUCCAGGUCUAGCACGUACGAGGAGAAUGGAGAGGAAUUUUCCAUCUCAUAUGGGACUGGAAGCAUGAUGGGUUUCUUGUCCACCGACACUAUGACAAUCGGCGACAUAGCAGUAAAAGGUCAAACAUUUGCGGAAGCUACGGUCCAACCUGGUUCGACUUUUGUUGAUGCCAAGUUUGAUGGUAUUCUUGGCAUGGGAUACCCGACUUUAUCUGUGGACAAUGUGACAACAGUGUUGGAGAACAUGGUUCUGCAACAACUCAUUCAGAAUCCUAUAUUUUCCUUCUACCUCAAUCGCGACCCUUCGGCCAAAGAAGGUGGAGAACUCAUUAUAGGAGGCUCCGAUCCCAACUACUACAAAGGAUCCUUAACUUACGUCCCUGUCACAAGUGAGGGUUAUUGGCAGUUCAAGAUGGACAAAGUGAGACUGGGCAAUCAAGCUGUAUACUGCUUUAAUGGAUGCCAGGCUAUUGCCGAUACUGGCACAUCUCUCAUCACUGGUCCCAGUCGGGUAAUCAAUGCCCUCAACAGGAGAGUCGGCGGACACCCAAUCGGUGGAGGAGAAUACAUGGUGUCAGAACGUGGCCAAACCUUCUGCCUCUUGGGUUUCACCGGGUUGGAUAUCCCCCCACCGGCGGGUCCCCUCUGGAUCCUCGGUGACGUUUUCAUUGGAAGGUUUUACACGGAAUUCGACAUGAAAAAUAACCGUGUCGGUUUUGCUGAGGCUGUAUAGAAUAGUUCUGUUCACA
Molecule: messenger RNA, 1658 nt
Organism: Darwinula stevensoni
Lineage: Eukaryota; Metazoa; Arthropoda; Ostracoda; Podocopida; Darwinulidae
Source: the annotation of a GenBank genome assembly